This is a messenger RNA of Scylla paramamosain (green mud crab), 7763 nucleotides long. Its product is annotated as hemicentin-1-like. Gene Ontology annotation, cellular component: neuron projection membrane. The coding region runs from base 536 to 1417 and encodes 293 amino acids. Gene Ontology annotation, biological process: synapse organization. The record is from RefSeq and is a predicted model, not a curated record. The transcript has 6 exons. NCBI's taxonomy places the organism in Eukaryota, Metazoa, Arthropoda, Malacostraca, Decapoda, Portunidae.
AGUCGGAGAGAGUGCAGGCAGGGCUCUCAGUUCAGUCGGUGUGGCGAGGCCGUCGUGGAGGGAGUUCGGUAUUCGCCUCUGUGUGGAGUCUCGAGUCCUCGCGCUCUCCACUCUCCCUUCAGCCGCCUCUCCCACUCUUACUCUCUCACGCGCUAACUCGAGAAAAAUCAAGCAAACAGCCGCAUUACCGUAUCGCGUACUGAUCGCUCGGACAUUUGAGAGUAUGAAUUGAAUGAAAUCAAGGAAAUGUGGAUGAAAUCAUGGAGAAAUAAACUGAUGUGGAGAUUUUUAACACAUCCAAGACUGUAUUGAGUUUGCUCAUCUGCCGCUACUCCACUUCACUCCCCCCUGUGUGUGUCCUGACGUCUGAUCCGCCCACUCCACUACUUUAAUCUACCAACCAAAUAAGUAAUACUCCAGCCUUCCCAGCACUCCGGAAUAGCAAAGACUCAACUCCGCCCACUCCAGGCCUACCACGCGCCUAUCCAGACCCAUCACGCCCACCCCAUCCACCAGACUGGGGCGGCACGGAGUCAUGCAGUGGGCGUGGCUGUGGGCGUGGGGCGUCUUUGCCACCUUGACACUUCUGCCGCCCACAUGCGGGGACCCGAGACCACUGCCGCAGAGAGGCGGCGAGGGCAUCCUGGAACGAGCUCCACCCUCCCGGCCAGCGCCCAUGUGGGACCAGCCGCGCCUCAAGCCCUACUUUGAGAACACGACCAGCACACGGGUGGUGGGCGCAGCGGGACGGACUGCCUACCUGCACUGCCGCGUGGGUCACCUCGGAGACAGGGCGGUGACAUGGAUCAGGCGCAAGGGGGCUCACGUGCUGACAGUGGGGCUCUUCACCUACACCACUGACAGCCGCUUCACCGCCGUGCACUCGGAGGGAACAAACGACUGGACUCUCCGCAUUGACUCGGCCCAGCGUGCUGAUUCUGGGGUCUACGAGUGCCAAGUAUCCACAGACCCCAAGAUGUCCCGCCCCUUCCAUCUGCAGGUUGUAGAGGCGGCAGCACAGGUGGAGGGCCCCCGGGAGCUGCACAUGGUGAGCGGCAGCAACAUUAACCUUACGUGCAAGGUGACAGGAAGCCCCGAGCCGCCGCAGUACAUCUACUGGUACCGCGGCUCCACGCUGGUCAACUACAGCUCGAGGGGCGGCAUCAGCGUGGUCACCGAUAAGCUGUCCAGGACCUCGCGCCUCAUCCUCACGCGCGCCACCACAGCGGACUCCGGGAAUUACACCUGCGUGCCAGCCAAUGCUGAGUCCGCCUCCGUCAGUGUGUAUAUUCUGACAGGAGAGCAGCCCGCCGCUAUGCAGGGAGGGGAGAGUGCCGGAGUCCACUGCCCCGCCCGCCUCACUCAGCUGCUCCUCGCGGUGACGGUAGCCAACGUCCACCACCUGGCCGGGAGAUAGUGACGUGACCCCCCGCGCCCCCAGCUGCCUCCCAACUCCUGUGCAUCUCCUGUGUGUUUCUAAGUGUGCUCUAGUCCUAAGGUUCUCUGGUGCUGUGGCUGCGUGACUCCCGAGGCCAUGUGUGUGUGUGUGUGUGUGUGUGUGUGUGUGUGUGUGUGUGUGUGUGUGUGUGUGUGUGUGUGUGUGUGUUUGUGUGUGUGUGAGAGAGAGAGAGAGAGAGAGAGAGAGAGAGAGAGAGAGAGAGAGAGAGAGAGAGAGAGAGAGAGAGAGAGAGAGAGAGAGAAAGAAAGAAAGAAAGAAAGAAAGAAAGAAAGAAAGAAAGAAAGAAAGAAAGAGAGAGAGAGAGAGAGAGAGAGAGAGAGAGAGAGAGAGAGAGAGAGAGAGAGAGAGAGAGAGAGAGAGAGAGAAAGAAAGAAAGAAAGAAAGAAAGAAAGAAAGAAAGAAAGAGAGAGAGAGAGAGAGAGAGAGAGAGAGAGAGAGAGAGAGAGAGAGAGAGAGAGAGAGAGAGAGAGAGAGAGAGAGAGAGAGAGAGAGAGAGAGAGAGAGAGAGAGAGAGAGAGAGAGAGAGAGAGAGAGAGAGAGAGAGAGAGAGAGAGAGAGAGAGAGAGAGAGAGAGAGAGGAAACCGACAAAACACACACACACACACACACACACGAAGGGAAAACCAACCACUUGAAUAAACCCAAGACUCGUGAAAACACCAGCCAAGCAUUUCAUUCAUAACCUUCCUUGUAUCGCGGUAGGGAAGAUGAAAGGAGGACUGGAGAAGAGUGCAAGAGUGAACUAGAGUGAAGGACAAACAACACACACACACACACACACACACACACACACACACACAAUGCCUCUCUCUCUCUCUCUCUCUCUCUCUCUCUCUCUCUCUCUCUCUCUCUCUCUCUCUCUCUCUCUCUCUCUCUCUCUCUCUUUCUAAGGGUCUCAGGUCUCGCCACAGCACCGUGCUAAAUGCCUGCUGUGUUCACCUGCCCGCCGCUCGCUCACCCGGCCACAGCAGCAGCAGCAGCGGGGACAGACAGGUAAUGGCAGCAGCAGUAACAGCUUCCUUACAGUACAUUGUAGUCAAACCGAUCUAGAAUAUUUGCCUUUGUAUUUAAUUCUAAAAAAAAAAGAAAAAAAAAAUUUGCAAAAAAACUGACCUUACGGAAUCGCACUCAUUAUUAUUAUCAUUAUUAUUAUUAUUAUUAUUAUUAUUAUUAUUAUUAUUAUUAUUAUUAUGAUUGUUAUUAUUGUUACAGGUGAUAUUCCCCUCUCCCAUCUCCACCUCCUCCCCUAUCAGCCCAAUCCAGCCGCCACCUCUCCUCUUCUGUACCCCUCCUCCCCUCUUAGCCCCUCCCCUCUCCACCCCUCCUAGUAGAUAACUAGAUGCAUUUGUAUGUAUAUCGCUUUUAAAAACAAAACAAAAAUGUCAUUCUUACGCCCCUUGUUUUCUUUUUUUUUUGUAUUCUUUUUUUCAUUCUUCUUUUUUAAGCUACACACACACACACACACACACACACACACACACACACACGAGGGAAUUUAAUCGAAUGAAAGACAGGUUAACUAACUGAAUAACUCUCUCUCUCUCUCUCUCUCUCUCUCUCUCUCUCUCUCUCUCUCUCUCUCUCUCUCUCUCUCUCUCUCUCUCUCUCUCUGCCUGUUUGUCUGUCCAUUCCAACUUGCUAUCUGUUGUUAUCUCCCUUUCUCUCCUCUUCCCCCCCCCAACACACACACACACACACACACACACAAUCAGCCAGCCAGCCCAAGCCUCAUUACACAGAAACACUUGCACCCAGCCCACAGGAGUACUAUGAAGCAGAGACGCGAGGCCGAUUCGAAGCAGCAAACGAGGCCACUUCGGAGCUUCACACGAGCCUAAUUUGAAGCAGAGAGAGAGAGAGAGAGAGAGAGAGAGAGAGAGAGAGAGAGAGAGAGAGAGAGAGAGAGAGAGAGAGAGAGAGAGAGAGAGAUUUUAUUACUAUCGCCUGUGUUAUUAAAGGUGCCAGGUGUUGGAACAUGACAAAAGUGAACUUAUUUUUACUUGUAUGAAAGAAAAUUAUGAGUUAAGGUGAGAUUGGAGAGUAAGCGGUGAUGGGAAGGUGUAGCAGUCACGUGAUGAUAGGUGAGAAACAGAUAGAUGAGAUGAUGAUAGGUGGAAACAGGUUAAAAGGUGAUAGGUGAAUAGAUAUAUAAGGGUAGACAGAAAUAUAUAAGAAAUGAAAAUAGAUUGAAAUAAUUAAUUUAGCAGAAUUUUCUAUUUUUAUUUAACUUUAAUUAACUUUUAACUUUAUUUAACUUUUAACAAAAAGUGUCAAAACCUUUCAAGAUCUAGCUCCCCUCGUGACUUCUGGCAUCUAGCCAAAAAUAUCUCCAAUAACUUUGCUUCUUCUUCUUUCCCUCCUUUAUUUCAACCAGAUGGCACCACUGCUACCACAUCUAUUUCUAAAGCUGAACUCUUCGCUCAAACCUUUGCUAAAAACUCUAUCUUGGAUGAUUCUGGGCCUGUUCCUCCCUCUCCUCCACCGUCUGACUACUUCAUGCCACCUAUCAAAAUUCUUCGCAAUGAUGUUUUCCAUGCCCUCGCUGGCCUAAACCCUCGGAAGGCUUAUGGACCUGAUGGAGUCCCUCCUAUUGUUCUCCGAAACUGUGCCUCCGUGCUUGCACCUUGCCUAGUCAAACUCUUUCAGCACUGUCUGUCAACAUCUACCUUUCCUUCUUGCUGGAAGUUUGCCUACAUUCAGCCUGUUCCUAAAAAAGGGUGACCGUUCUAAUCCCACAAAAUACCUUCCUAUUGCUUUAAUAUCCUGCCUAUGUAAAGUUUUUGAAUCUAUCCUCAACAGGAAGAUUCUUAAACAUCUAUCACUUCACAAUCUUCUAUCUGAUCGCCAGUAUGGGUUCCGUCAAGGCCGCUCUACUGGUGAUCUUCUGGCUUUCUUACUGAGUCUUGGUCAUCCUCUUUUAGAGAUUUUGGUGAAACUUUUGCUGUUGCCUUGGACGUAUCAAAAGCUUUUGAUAGAGUCUGGUACAAAACUUUGAUUUCCAAACUACCCUCCUACGGCUUCUAUCCUUCUCUCUGUACCUUCAUGUCAAGCUUCCCUUCUGACCGUUCUAUUGCUGCUGUGGUAGAUGGUCACUGUUCUUCUCCUAAAUCCAUUAACAGUGGUGUUCCUCAGGGUUCUGUCCUGUCACCCACUCUUUUCUUAUUAUUCAUUAAUGAUCUUCUAAACCAAACUUCUUGUCCUAUUCACUCCUACGCUGAUGAUACCACCCUGCACUUUUCCACGUCUUUUCAUAGACGUCCAACCCUUCAGGAGGUAAACAUUUCACGCAGGGAAGCCACAGAACGCUUGACUUCUGAUCUUUCUAAAAUUUCUGAUUGGGGCAGAGCAAACUUGGUAUUGUUUAAUGCCUCAAAAACUCAAUUCCUCCAUCUAUCAACUCGACACAACCUUCCAGACAACUAUCCCCUCUUCUUCAAUGACACUCAACUGUCCCCCUCUUCUACACUGAACAUCCUCGGUCUGUCCUUUACUUAUAAUCUGAACUGGAAACUUCACAUCUCAUCUCUCGCUAAAACAGCUUCUAUGAAGUUAGGUGUUCUGAGACGUCUCCGCCAGUUUUUCUCACCUCUUCCCCCCAGCUGCUAACUCUGUACAAGGGCCUUAUCCGUCCAUGUAUGGAGUAUGCUUCACAUGUCUGGGGGUUCCACUAAUACUGCUCUUCUAGACAGGAUGGAAUCAAAAGCUUUUCGUCUCAUCAACUCUCCUCUGACUGUCUUCAGCCUCUCUCUCACCGCCGCAAUGUUGCAUCUCUAGCUGUCUUCUACCGCUAUUUUCAUGCUAACUGCUCUUCUGAUCUUGCUAACUGCAUGCCUCCCCUCCUCCAGCGGCCUUGCUGCACAAGACUUUCUUCUUUCUCUCACCCCUAUUCUGUCCACCUCUCUAACGCAAGAGUUAACCAGUAUUUUCAAUCAUUCAUCCCUUUCAAACUCUGAAACUCCCUGCCUGCUUCUGUAUUUCCACCUUCCUAUGACUUGAAUUCCUUCAAGAGGGAGGUAUCAAGACACUUAUUUAUCAAUUUUUGACUACUGCUUUGACCCUUUUAUGGGACUGGCAUUUCAGUGGGCAUUUUUUUAUUGGAUUUUUGUUGCCCCUGGCCAGUGUCCUUCCUACAUAAAAAAAAAAUCUAUUUAUUUAUUUGUUUUACUUAUUUAUUUAUUUUGGGAACUGGCCUAGACCAACAAAAAAGCUAUAUAAAAAGAGGCCCAAUGAGAAGAGUCUACACAGAGUACGACCAAAAAGGAUGCAGUAUAUGAGAAGUGUCUUGAAACCUCCCUAUGAUCAUACGUAUGAUGCAUCAUACGUAUGAUCAUACGUAUGAUGCAAAAUUGCCAGUACGAACAGAAAGGAAAACAUUAAUAUUCCUUUGAAGUAGAUGUGACAGAAAGUCGCCGUUAUUAACAAGAAUAAAUCAUCAGUGAAAGCAUCAGUGGCUUUUUGGAAGUGGCACGACAAAGUCGCCACUACAAGCACACAGGAACAGUAAUAAUAUUCUCUGAAGUGGAGUGACACAAAGUCCCCCGUGCAAACACAAAGGAAAGCAAUAUUUGUUUAAAUAUCAUAAAAGGUCUUCACAACAAACACAAUGCGAAAACAAUAAUAAUAUUUUGAAGUAAAUACGCCACAAAGUCAAUACAAACAGAAAGCAAAACAGUAAUAUAUAUAUAUAUAUAUAUAUAUAUAUAUAUAUAUAUAUAUAUAUAUAUAUAUAUAUAUAUAUAUAUAUAUAUAUAUAUAUAUAUUUAGGCAUGAUACAAAGUCGCCAUUACUGACAUAAAGGAAAGCAAUAACAUUUUUUUUAAACAGAUGAUACAAAAUCGCCAUUAAAAAAAUAUAUAUAUUAUGAUUUUUUAUGUAGAUAUUGACACAAAAAUCACCAUUACAAACAUAAAGCAAAACGAUAAUAAUUUUUUUGUGAAGUAGACAUGACACAAACUCUUCGUUACAAACACGAGGCAAAACAGUCACGGUAAUUGAAAUCAGAAACUCGUGCACACGUGACAAGAGUCUUAUCAGCGGCCAUUGUGCAGCCUCGCCUUCACUGUGCUGUUGACUCAGUUCGGGGCUGCAUCAAUACGCAAUUAUUGCUUGUAUUAGUUGAAUAAAUAGCUUUACACGCUCAUAGAUAAACAUACGCACCCACCCAUUCAUAGAUAAACAUACGCGCCCUCACCCACGCACUCAUAGAUAAGCACACAUUCACCCACUCAUAGAUACACACACACACACACACACACACACACACACACACACACACACACACACACACACACACACACACACACACACACAGAUAGACACAAAUACAGCAACGGGGACGGUCAUAGUUUAUAGGGGGACUGCCACGUGGAUGCAUGAUGGCUUCUUGCAGCUUCCCUUGUGCUCUUAUUGUUUUCUAUGAGGAAGUAAAGGACAUACGAACAUGAAAACAUUAGGGAAGCUGCAAGAAGUCGCCAGGUCUGCACGUGACAUUCUGUUAGUUAGUUAUUCAUGUGUAGUUACUUUUUUUUUUUUUUUUCGAACGGAGGGUGUCAAGAAGGAAAUUAUUUGUGUUUUUAGUGAAUAGGAUGUUUGAAAAAGAUUGAGAAAGGACAGAGUACAUUUCUUGGGGGGUUUAUAGAUUUCUACAGUAUUCUUGAACGUUCCCCGCCAGACUGCUAGACUACAAUUGUCUCUUAAACUCGCUCCUGAAGGGUAAAGGUGGUGCUUAUGAACACACACACACACACACACACACACACACACACACUUAGUUCAUCUCAUCGAAAUAAAAUAAAACUACAGAAUGAAAAUUAAAAAAGUUUCCUGUCACAUAGUUUUUUAAUAAUGACUGAAAAAAAAAUGAAAAUACAUGCCGUCUAAAAAAAAAAAAUCUGAACUCCCAUCCACUAACACAUAAGUGAAAAAGGUAGUUUUUUUCGGGUACAAUGCCACAACAACAACAACGACAACAACAACAACAACAACAACAACAACAACAACACCGGACUUUUCCCCGCACGGUACAACGGCGCUCAUUAGCAAGUGGUAAACAACUGUGCCGGGAAAAAAAUCCAUCACAACACGAGGGAAAAAUAUUAGAAGGGAAAAAGUACAUGAGAAAAAUAUAAAUGAAUAGGAGACGAGGAAAACAAAAGAUUAGCGCUAUCUUUGGUGUUGUAUUAAUUAGUUCAUGUUUACGCUAAUUGGAGGAGAGAGAGAGAGAGAGAGAGAGAGAGAGAGAGAGAGAGAGAGAGAGAGAGAGAGAGAGAGAGAGAGAGAGAGAGAGAGAGAGAGAGAGAGAGA